AUGUUACAACCAUUUCUGUUCUUAUUGCUUAUAAAGCUACUGCCGAAACACUUGACUGCUCAGCCACCGAGUAGUUGUCAGUUUGACUCGGAAAAAUUCAAUGAGUCGCUGCAGCAUGCGCCGAUUGUUAUAAGUGCUACCGUACUGCAAAUUACCAUCGAUCCGAGAAAUAACCAUCUGCAGGUAUUCCUCGAUCUUAAAAUUGAGUUAGUUUUGUUGUUGCUUGCGGUUUAG
Gongylonema pulchrum is the source of this 234-nucleotide messenger RNA. The record is from the annotation of a GenBank genome assembly. NCBI's taxonomy places the organism in Eukaryota, Metazoa, Nematoda, Chromadorea, Rhabditida, Gongylonematidae.